CCUGCCAUUCAAGACCUAGAAUACGCAGAUUUUCCGAUGUUGAUUACUUCGACCCUUGUAUCUAGGUGUACUUGCGUUGACAAUCUCGUCACCUUCUUGCCCGAACCCUCUCUCAGGCCCCCAGACCAUUUUCAGCCAAUACGCACUGUGAGCCUCAUAGACAUGGACCCAACUAUUUUCACAUAUAUCAAGUCGCAACAUGCACAACUAAAGAUCAUACCGAUACCAGCACCCUCCUUUCCAACGUCGCGAAGUUGUUCAUUUGGUCUUCGAGUGAUUCCAGGCACACCAUGAUGCUGUCUUUCGCACUGAGCUUUUGCUUUGUCCAGCUGCCAAUCUUUUGCCAUGCCGUACCUCAAUCAUUCUCUGCCCAUCUUCCCAAGCGUCAGGAUGCGCCAUCAUCCGAACUACCAUGUUUGAGUGUCAUCUCUGCAGCAGCGCAAGGUGUCUAUAUCUUUGCAGCAUCUGAUGUCUACGAUUGUAUCAGCAGGGUACCUUUUCAUGCAGACGUUGCCUCUCGUUUUAUCGACUACUACAACGACACGUUGCAGUUCCAAAGCACGCUACGAUACUUGAACAACCCUCUGGACGGGUAUCAACAACCAUCAGUCGACGUACAACAAGAACUCGAGAACAUCCGGGCAGACAUCGUCUCAGGCACAUACAAGACCCAAUAUGCUUUCGAGGAGCAAAUACAGGUACUCAUUAGCCGCAUCCACGAUAGUCACGUCACAUUAGAUGCAGGUAUGCUAGCAGCUUUCAAAUUCGCCAGUCCUUACACACUCUUGUCGCUCUCGGAGAACGGCUCAGAAGAGCCAAAGAUUUACCUGAAGGAGGAUCUACUCGCGGCUGCCAAAGAAGGUUACGAUGCCUCCCCAGUCAUAAAGAUCAACGGUAUCGAAGUUAUUGAAUAUUUGACGUCGCUGAUAACACCUAAUUCGGAGGGUUACGUUGAGCCGCACGCUGAUUGGAACUCUCUCUUGAGUAGUCCUGCUAAGGAUAUACAAGGAUACCUCAGCAUUUUCCAGCGUCUGCCGCUAUACCCAGGAGAUGAACUGAACUUUACCUUUGAGAACAAUACAUCUCUGGAUACCAUUUGGCUUGCCUUGUACGCAGAAAACGCACGUACUGGCCCUUUGACUACACCUGGAGAUUUCUACAACUACUUUGUGCUUGGGAUAAUACCUGCUGGUUUCGAUCCCAAUGACGCUUCUUCACCUCCAUGGUGGCCUGCGGAUUACAACAUACCUUUUGAAGAGUACGAAGCUCCAUCGAACCCUGAGCCAGGCUUUGACUGCUCAACCUCUGCAGGUCCGGCGGUAAAUUGGUGCAAUGUUACCAAUGGCAACAUUGGAGCAUAUCCCAAUGAUCCAGUAGUAGUGCAGAACGACAUGUCGAUCACUGGGGCUGGUGCCAUCUCGGGAUAUAUCUUUGAUGACAUAUCUACCGGCGUCCUCAGCAUACCAAGCUUCUAUCAGGACGGCCUUAGUGUGGCUUACUUCUUCAAUGCUAUCGACGAAUUCAUUGGAAAUGCGACCACUAAAGAGAUCAAGCGCGUGGUUAUAGACCUCCAGCAGAACACUGGUGGGCUGGUCUUGCUUGCCAUGACAACCUUUCAGCAAAUCUUUCCUGAACUGCCCCUCUAUACAGGAAGCCGCAUCAGAAGCCAUCGGUGGGCAGACAUUCUUGGUACAGCAUAUACAGAUUGGUGGCAAUCCUUAGAUCCUGAUUCUUUCGAGUCUCAAGAUUCCGCAGCAUCAGAAUGGAUCGCUGUGAAUCGCAUUAAUGCCGCUACAGGGCGCAACUUUGCGUCGUGGUCAGAGUACUUUGGGCCUGUUUUGGAUCGCAAUGAUGCGUUUUCUCAAAAGCAACUCUACAACCUCAGCGAUGGAGUUUUUGAUUAUGACAUGUUCGGAUGGACUUACCAACCUUGGGUGAACUCGAGCUUCGUCGUUGCAAAUCCUGGCUGGAACCCCGAUGAGAUUGUCUUGCUUACUGACGGACUAUGCUCUUCUGCCUGCGCAUUGUUUGUGGAACUCAUGACAGAGCUGGCAGGCGUACGAACGAUAACAUUCGGAGGUCGUCCCCAGCACGGGCCGAUGCAGACAGCGAGUGGCAACCGCGGAGCUGCUGCCUACACUUCAAAUCGCAUCGAUUACGACAUCGACAAUCUGAAGACUCUGAUCGGUGAUGAAGCCGCCUUCAACAGUAUUCCGUCCCGUAACGACACUGGCAUAUUCACGAAUUACGCAUUGUUCAACCUCCGCGAUCAAAUGCGCCCCGAGGAUUUGACGCCGCUACAAUUUCGCUACGAAGCAUCCGAUUGUCGGCUGUAUUACGCUCCCAAGAAUGUUUACAACAUGAGCCAAUUGUGGAGAGACGCCGCCACUGCCACUUGGGAUGAUACGACACUUUGCGUGCCUGACUCCACAAACUAUUCCAAACGCACAAGAACACAACGUAAACCCCCACCGAAACCCAACAGUCAAGCAUCUGUUCACUACACAGUCUCAGAUAUCCAACUAGCAGACCCCCUGGAAGUCUCGUUUAAUACAAGUGUAGGGCUGAUGGACAGCAAAACACCGCCCAAUCUCAACACAUAUCAGAAGUGCAACAGCAACAACAACAUCUGCCCAGCCAGUUUGGUCUGUGCGCCAGCGGUGGCGUCCUGUAACGCGGUUGGGGACACUACAUUAUACCUAUGUCUCCAAAGGUGCAAUACCUUACAAGGACUCGCUGGUGACUGCAAACCCCAACAACUAGCCCAGUCUACUGCGCAGCAGCCUAUAGUGAAACGAUUACCUCAGCCACAGCGUUAUGGUCCUCGUCUUGCAGGUUCGGCUCCAGCGAAACCUGUUGGUCAACUAUCGGGCUUCAGCUUUCCGCCGAAAUCCUCAUCCACGACGGUUGGUCAAGGCGUGUAUAAUGGGUACAUUCAGCCUGGUAUAGUCAAGGCAAGUAGCUAUUAUCCAAACUCCGCUUGUAGUAUCGUCUAGUGCGCGUUACAAAUCGAGUGGCAGUCUUCGUUCUGCCAGCAAUCUCACCUCUAGAUGAAUAUUCCGAUAAAACAUAAUAUGAGAACACUGUAAGAACCUUGAAGUCUGCAUUCUUACACCAACAGGAAGUAACAAGGAAAUUGUUAAAUUUGUUGAAUUGAGAUACUGUUGUAAAUACGCAGGAGGUAAUCCCUAUAACCUUCCUACUCUCCUAUGUUUCUUUGUUAUGAGGUUUUACUGUAUAGCCGCUUGCCAUAAUCAACAGAGCUACCAUAUUAGCAGUCAAGCCC
This is a messenger RNA of Alternaria alternata, 3286 nucleotides long. RefSeq lists its product as hypothetical. The coding region runs from base 291 to 2996 and encodes 901 amino acids. The record is from RefSeq and is a predicted model, not a curated record. NCBI's taxonomy places the organism in Eukaryota, Fungi, Ascomycota, Dothideomycetes, Pleosporales, Pleosporaceae. The transcript is spliced from 4 exons.